UGACAUUGACAGUUAUUGUUUCACUUUGGUUUGAUAGGUUGUGUUUUGUGAAAAUAUACGAAAAUAAUUGCGAAAUAAUUCACGUUUGCUUGAAAUAAUAAGUGUUAACAAAUCAUUUAUAGACAGAAAGAAGAAGAAAAUGGCUUUCUCCAUGAUGCUACGCAGACCAGUCUGCUCUGGUCCAAUUAUGCAGCAAGUCAUGAGACUGGCAACCCAGCCUGCUGUGAAACCCAACCUUACCCAAAACACCAUUCAAUCACUUAAGAGCACCUUGUUGAAGACUGAAACAACACCUAUUAUGAAUUCUGUCCGCUCAUUCCGCACGUCAGCCGUGCGGUUUGCGGAGGGCAAGUCGGGCGACCACUCCAAGCUGUGGGUGGUGGAGCGCGUGGCGUCUGCAGCGCUGCUGCCGCUUAUACCGCUCGCGCUCAUCGCUCCCAGCAAGAUACUGGACUCUGCGCUCGCUAUCAUCAUGGUGGCCCAUAGUUUCUGGGGCUUAGAAGCGAUAGCAGUGGACUACGUGCGUGCCAGCAUCUUUGGUCCAGUGAUCCCCAAGAUUGCGAUCGGCUUAGUGUACCUCGUCUCCAUAGCAACCCUCGGAGGACUCUUCUACAUCAUCACCCACGACGUUGGGCUAGCCAACUCGAUUAGACAAUUCUGGUCCAUUAAAGCUGGACAGAAAGCGUAAAAAAAGAAUUUUCUAGAAAUACGAUUGCGUACUGGUUCACUCUUAUGCCGGGAACAUUACGAAAAUCUUAGGGCAGUCAUACACGUAACGAGUUAAUUGCGCAAGUAACUUGCACUAGUAUAUUGUGUAUACUAACGUGUAUUGGAUGAUAAAGUCCGGAUAUGGAUUUAAGAUCUAUUUACAAAAGAAAUAUUAUUUACCCCGAAAAUAUUAAUUUUAGAACACGUUUCUUAAACAUUUUUAAUAUAUUUUCGGUAAAGAAAAUAACCGAAAAAAGAGUUAUGGGAAAUACUUCCGUGCACCCUGUAUGAUUGUUGUUGUUAUCUAAUAUAAAUUGGUUGGUUGGUUGGUUUAUAUAAUCAUUAUUUUUUUAAAUAAACAGCAUGUAACCGGCUAAUAGAGGACCAGUUUAACGUUUUUUUUAGUUAAAUAAUAUUAAUAGCAACGAAAAAAGUGAAGUUGUUAUGUUGACCGGUAAAUAGCGAUCAUUAAAUUAUUUUCAUUAGAAUUUUAAGUAUAGGUAGUUGCGGAUUGUACAAAUUUGGUAUACGCCAUAUUUCAUUGUUUUUAAAAGAAACAUUUUUUUUUUUAGUUUUGAAUGUUUUUUGUUUGUCGUUCGGCUAAACGAGGCUUCAAUAGUGAGAUAUUUAAAAUAUGGUUGUGACGAAUGUUAUAUCUUUACUUUGUCAAAAAAAAAAACUAUAUAUAUUACUUGUAAUUUUUUAAUAUGUCUAAUAGGCAAAGAUCGCUUGUCAUACAGCCAGGGCUUUUAUAUUAGGAUCUGUGUAAAAACAUAGAUCUUAUUUACAGGUUUUAUAGCUCUGUAUUUUGUCACAUUUCUAUGAAAACUCAGGACAUUCGUUGCAACUGUGAAUUUCGGUAUUAUUAAUAUUAACAUGUAUUUAGUGAAGAAGAUAAGCUUAACUAACGACACAUUAUGGUUUAUUCCUUUACAAAAGGAGAAUUUUUUUUUAUUAAAAAUAAAUUGUUCAAAAUUUUCCUGUUAAAAGUACUUAAUGCUAAGCAAAAUUAAUUCAUUCGUCGGUUGUUCUUCAAUCAUUAAAUGAUGUAAAUAUUACUUCAACUCUUUUCUGUUGAGAAAUAUUUUAAUUUCUAUUAUUUUCGCAGUGAGAUAUUAUAUAUUAUUUUACUGCCAUGAAUACAAGUUUUAUAAAGGCCUUGCAUAACAAACUUACAAAUCUUAGUCAAAGACUAAAAGAUUUUUUUUUCAUUAUAUUACGCUUUUAGUAAAAAAAUAUCAUUUUAAGUGUAAUAUUAUCGCAUUGUUUAAAUAUUAUAUAUUUUUCGCUAGUUUAUCGAUAGGUAAACUGUAAUAAAAGUAUUAUUAUUUCUAUUAAUAAUAAUCCAUUAAGAACCUUAGAUCAUGAAUUAUAAAAUAGUUUAAAUACAUAAUUAUAAAUACUUUCCGAUGUUUAUAUCUUUCUGUUUAAUAACAAGUCGCAUAAUGGUUUUUAAAAGUUACAAAAUAUGGGGGUAUUUUAAAAAUUAUUAUAUUUUUUACAUUUAUUUUAAAACACCAUGUUAUAAAUAUUCCUGUCGGAUGACUAAAAUAUUAUGAAGUGUAUUGAAUGAGUGUUAAUUUAUUAAAUAAACUUUUUUUUUAGUUUGAAA
Bicyclus anynana (squinting bush brown) is the source of this 2320-nucleotide messenger RNA. RefSeq names its product succinate dehydrogenase [ubiquinone] cytochrome b small subunit, mitochondrial (gene SdhD). Gene Ontology annotation, cellular component: mitochondrial envelope; membrane. The transcript is spliced from 4 exons. Gene Ontology annotation, biological process: mitochondrial electron transport, succinate to ubiquinone; tricarboxylic acid cycle. Gene Ontology annotation, molecular function: heme binding; ubiquinone binding. Lineage: Eukaryota; Metazoa; Arthropoda; Insecta; Lepidoptera; Nymphalidae. The record is from RefSeq and is a predicted model, not a curated record. The coding region runs from base 140 to 688 and encodes 182 amino acids.